Messenger RNA from Wyeomyia smithii (pitcher-plant mosquito), 1253 nucleotides. RefSeq lists its product as uncharacterized. Bases 109 to 573 code for a protein of 154 amino acids. The transcript is spliced from 2 exons. Lineage: Eukaryota; Metazoa; Arthropoda; Insecta; Diptera; Culicidae. The record is from RefSeq and is a predicted model, not a curated record.
AACCGGUUAGCGUACGGAUCAGCAUUUGUACGCCAGCUAGCACCAAGUGAACAAGUGUAAUUUUUUCGCUCUCAGCACGGCACAGUAAAAGCAAUAAAAACCUCUACAAUGAAAUACCUAGCAGUGGGAGUCAUUCUAGCCGCUUUAAGCUUCCAAGCAAUCGACGCCCUGAAGUGUAUGCAAGGCAUUGAAGCCAAGAAGAACAACGGCGGCAAUGAAGCUCAGAAAAAUGACAAACCACUGGAAAUCACCGAAUGUGGUGCGGCCACUGCAGUCGCCUCGACCGCUCUCCUGGCUUUGGUCAAACCGAGCAGCUUCAAUAUUCCUUCAGGGGGCUACAAGUGCUACCACCUGAAAUACCAAGAGAAGAACUCGGAAAGUUCGACCAUCAUCAAGGGCUGUAUCUACAGCUCACUGAACGUCUGCGAUGGCAAGUUUUCCUCCAGCAACAUCAACGAAGUGUUCUGCAGUCAGUGCGAUGAGGAUGGUUGCAAUUCAGGGGGCCGCUUUGGUUUCGAUGUAAAAUUGCUGGGCUUAACACUAGCGGCCUUAAUUGCCUACUUGCUACAGUAGGCAGAUGCUGAACCAAGCAAAAGUGAUUCAUCUUAACAUCUACUAUUAGUGCUCUCGCUCGAAACGCUUUAGUGUGCGUGUUUCUUAUUUUAAAACAGUUGCUAUGCAUAACGUCAUUUAAUUCCGAUACCAAAAAAUAACAAAAAAACGAAACAAAGAUACUACAAAUAGUUCAAAACAUAACCCAAGUGCUUAAACAGAAACAACAAUCUCGCAGGAGACGACCGAGGCCAAAGAAGUUUUCGUUUUAUGGAAAAUCAAUACGGCUUCGCAGCGAAAAAAUCAGCAACGACGACACACACAACAAGAACAGUGAAUCUCGUUUCAUUUUACACUCAGUCUCAGGAUCUGAUGCUAACCAUUUAUUAAAGUAUAAGCCGUGCGUGGCUGCUUUAGUGAAUAUUUUCCACGUAUGAAAGCUACGCGGAUGCGGAACAAAUUUUUUUUUCUACUGAUCGUUUGAAUUGAAUUAGCGUAUAAUAAAGAUAAUCGUCCAACCGAAAUAGUAUGGCUCGUAGUGACACGCACAAAAAACAAGGCAGGAAAAAAAAAGAAACACUGAUAAAUUGUGCCACUUUGUCAUUUGAGGCUUUUUCACAAAUUGUAAUGAUGUUGUUGUUGGUCGAAAAAUAAAUGAUAGCGUCUAGGGAGAAAGAAAAAUAUAUUCAAAAUCGAUGAAG